Molecule: messenger RNA, 3168 nt
Organism: Maudiozyma barnettii
Lineage: Eukaryota; Fungi; Ascomycota; Saccharomycetes; Saccharomycetales; Saccharomycetaceae
Gene: NMD5
Product: Nmd5p
Exons: 1
Coding region: 1-3168 (1055 amino acids)
Biological process (GO): protein import into nucleus
Cellular component (GO): nuclear envelope; cytosol
Molecular function (GO): small GTPase binding
Source: RefSeq, a predicted model, not a curated record
AUGGAUGCUAACGGUUUAUUGCAAUGUUUUGCAAGUACACUAGACCAUGAUGCCACCAUCAGAUCACAUGCGGAAACACAAUUAAAAGAGACCAGUAAAGCACCAGGAUUUUUGGGUGCAUGCUUAGAUAUCAUAUCUUCUAAUGAGAUCCCAGAGAACAUUAAAUUAUCUGCAUCACUCUACUUUAAAAAUAAAAUUGUAUACGGAUGGGUUAUCUCUGCGUAUUCAGCUAGCAAGAAUGAACUAUUGAACCGUGGAGUUGAUAACGAUGAAAAACCAGUCGUCCAAGAUAUGAUUAUCCAGACAAUGCUACAAUGCUCGAGCAAUUCUCCUCAUUGCCUUAGAGUUCUAAGACCAGCCUUGAAAACUAUUAUUUUGGAGGAAUAUCCGAAGGGUAAAUGGAAUGACCUUUUACCGAAAUCAUUGGAACUCCUAUCUAAUAGUGAUAUCAAUGUUGCACACGUUGGAUUAAUAUGCUUAUCUGAGAUAUUUAGAACAUUUAGAUAUAAAGAAAAUGAUGAUAGACAAGAACUUGAGAAACUAAUUUUGCAAUACUUUCCCGACCUAUUAGCUUAUGCUAACAAUACAUUACUAAAGGAAGGUGCCAACAUGACCGACCCUAAAAUUGGUGAAUUAUUGAUUCUAAUAUUGAAAAUUUACAAAUUUGUUACGUACCAUGACCUACCUUUCACUUUACAACGUGCAGAAUUCUUUGUUCCAUGGGCAAAUCUUUUUGUAUCUAUCAUACAAGCACCACUGUCGGAUUCAAUAAUGAAUAUUAUUGAUAUUGAUCAAAGGAAACAAAAUCCUUGGGUCAAAUGCAAGAAAUGGUCCUAUGCAAACCUAUUUAGAUUAUUCUACCGUUAUGCUUCUCAGACCUUAUCUGGAAGAUUUGACUACUCUGAUUUCAAAGCUCUUUAUAUGGACGAAUUUCUACCUCAACUACUGACUCUAUUAUUCCAACAGAUUGAAGAGUGGGGAAGAGGUUCCAUUUGGCUGAGUGAUGAAUCGUUAUAUUACGUAUUAUCUUUUCUAGAGCAGGCUGUUACUCAAAAGGACCCUUGGAAGCUAAUAACUCCGCACUAUUCCACUAUAUUACAACAUGUGAUAUUCCCUCUGUUACGUCCAACAGAAGAAACGCUGGAUGAAUUUGAAAGUGACCCUCAGGAAUAUAUUCAUAGAAACUUAGAACUUUGGAAUGAUGAUUAUUCUCCAGAUAUUGCUGCUAUUUCAUUGUUGACCACAGCAGUAAACAAGAGAGGUAAGACUACAAUCCAACCAACAAUGGAAUUUUUCAUUGAGACGUUACAAGCGAAUUGUGGAGAUUUUAAUUCUCUCACUUUACAGAAUGCUGUUAAUAUCGAAGCUGCCUUCAGAAUAUUUUCUAAUAUAUUGGAUAGACUAACUUUAAAAGGUUCACCAUAUUCCAACGAAAUUGAAGGUUUUGCUAAAACUUUUAUUUUCCCAUUCUUUAAUUCUCAAUUCGGAUUUCUACAAAGUAGAGUAUGCGAGAUAGUCUCUAAACUAGGAUUAAUAGAAUUUAAGGAUCCAUCUACCAUCGAAACAAUAUAUCGUGGUAUCACUAAAUGUCUAAAUGACACUUCGGACUGUUUACCAAUAAAUUUAUCGGCUGCACUGGCACUACAGACGUUUGUACAGGACACAUAUUUCCAACAAGCGAUGUCAGAAUCAGUUGUUCCUAUUAUGCAAAAAUUACUAGAGCUAUCCAACCAAUUUGAAUCUGAUUCAAUUGCUGGUGUUAUGCAAGAAUUCGUUGAACAGUUUGCUGAGCAAUUACAACCAUUUGGUGUCGAAUUAGUUAAUAAUCUGAUUCAACAGUUUUUAAAAUUAGCGAUCGAUUUGAACGAUGCAUCCAACAUUGAUCCUUCUAAUUACAUGAAUGGUGAAAAUCUUCCCGAUGAGAGUGAUAAACAAAUGGCUGCGUUAGGUAUCUUAUCUACUAUUAUUUCUCUUUUACUUUCUUUUGAAAAUUCGGUCGACAUUGUUAAAAGUUUAGAGCAAUCAUUCUAUUCUGCAGCUGAGUUUAUUUUGAAUAAUCAACUGGAUGAUUUUUAUCGUGAAGUUUGUGAGUUCUACGAGAACUCAACAUUUUUACUGAGAGAUAUCACCCCAGUCACUUGGAAAAUAUUGGAGUUAAUUGGACAAUGCAAUAGUAAGGAGGAUAGCAUGGUUACAUACUUCCUCGAAGAUUUUAUGCUAAUUUUCAAUAAUAUAUUUGUUUAUGGAAGUGCAGAAUUACAAAAGAAUGAUUUUUAUUGCAAGAUAUUAUAUGAAGUUUAUAAUAAUACUAACAUUGAUGAAGAUUCUGAUUUUGAUGAGAUCAAUACAAUCUUUGAUUACGGUCAAAAACUAUUAUUAUCACUUGGGCCACAAAUCUCUGCUACGAUAAGAGAAUCUAUUCUUCAGAACGCUAUUACUUGCAUCCUUAUUAAUAAGACUGACUUAAAGAAACAUAUUGUAUUUGGAGUGACAACUUUCAAUGCUAUAAUUGCCAGUAUGGUAUCUGCACCAGUAGAGUCCAUAAAAUUCGUAUAUAACCAUGGCUGCUUACCAUUAUUCUUUGACGUAUGGUUAACAGUAUACAUCCCAAACUUCAAGAGGAUAUACGACAUUAAACUUUCUAUUAUGGCUCUAUUAAAUUUAAUUGGUCAACUACCACCACAAGAAAUUUCACAAAUGUCAAUUGAACAGGUUCUACCCUCUUUAGGGAACUCUCUUGUUCAUUUAAUGUUCAAAUAUCCUCAAGCAGAGUUGGAACUAAUAGAUAAAAGGAAAGAAUUUACGUCUUCUGCAUUUGGCAAUGAUGUGCAAACACCUUGGAGUGAUGCAAUUGAGUUGAAUGACGAUGAUGACGACGAUAAUUCUACUGUGGAUGAACGCACAUUUGAGAAUUAUCUAGAAAUGAUGAAGAAGGAUAACGGUGGUGGUAAUUUCGCAGACGGGCUAACAUUUGAUGACGAUGAAACUUUCGAUGAUCUGGAGGAAGACCCUCUAACAAAAUCCAUUUUGGACGACAUAAAUAUCAAUACCGUCUUCAAGACAUCAAUGAAUGAAUUUCCUACUUCAAACAGUGCAAUGUAUCAAGCUGCUUUUGCCAACGUCUCCAACGAAGAUCAGGCUUCCCUAGCUCAUUUAUUGGGGAAUUAA